Molecule: messenger RNA, 859 nt
Organism: Equus quagga
Lineage: Eukaryota; Metazoa; Chordata; Mammalia; Perissodactyla; Equidae
Gene: MSANTD1
Product: Myb/SANT DNA binding domain containing 1
Exons: 4
Coding region: 1-798 (265 amino acids)
Biological process (GO): positive regulation of DNA-templated transcription
Cellular component (GO): nuclear body
Source: RefSeq, a predicted model, not a curated record
AUGCAGCUGUGCCAAGGUGCCUCCAGCAUGGCAGCGGCCGAAGUGCCCGGCUACCUUGUGUCUCCUCAGACGGAGAAGCACCGGCGGGCCCGCAACUGGACCGACGCUGAGAUGCGCGGCCUCAUGCUCGUCUGGGAGGAGUUCUUCGACGAGCUGAAGCAGACCAAGCGCAACGCCAAGGUGUACGAGAAGAUGGCCAGCAAGCUGCUCGAGAUGACCGGCGAGCGCCGGCUGGGCGAGGAGAUCAAGAUCAAGAUCACCAACAUGACCUUCCAGUACAGGAAAUUAAAAUGCAUGACAGAUAGCGAGUCUGUCCCGCCAGACUGGCCCUAUUACCUAGCCAUUGAUAGGAUUCUGGCCAAGGUCCCCGAGUCCUGUGAUGGCAAACUGCCGGACAGCCAGCAGCCGGGGCCCUCCACGUCCCAGACCGAGGCAUCCCUGUCGCCGUCUGCUAAGUCCACCCCUCUGUACUUACCGUAUAACCAGUGCUCCUACGAAGGCCGCUUCCAGGACGAUCGCUCCGACAGCUCCUCCAGCUUACUGUCCCUUAAGUUCAGGUCGGACGAGCGGCCCGUGAAGAAGCGCAAGGUACAGAGCAGCCACUUCCAGAAGAAGAAGCUGCGACUGCUGGAGGCCAUGCUGGAGGAGCAGCGCAAGCUGAGCCGCGCCAUGGAGGAGACGUGCCGCGAGGUGCGCCGCGUGCUGGACCAGCAGAACAUCCUGCAGGUGCAGAGCCUGCAGCUGCAGGAGCGCAUGAUGAGCCUGCUCGAGAAGAUCAUCGCCAAGUCCAAUGUCUAGGCCGCUGGGCGGGCAGCCAGGGCCCGGGCUCACUGGGGACGUGACUCAGGCCUGCCUGGGC